This is a messenger RNA of Acanthochromis polyacanthus (spiny chromis), 1915 nucleotides long. RefSeq names its product forkhead box G1c (gene foxg1c). The coding region runs from base 49 to 1266 and encodes 405 amino acids. Gene Ontology annotation, molecular function: sequence-specific double-stranded DNA binding; DNA-binding transcription factor activity. NCBI's taxonomy places the organism in Eukaryota, Metazoa, Chordata, Actinopteri, Pomacentridae. The transcript has a single exon. The record is from RefSeq and is a predicted model, not a curated record. Gene Ontology annotation, biological process: regulation of transcription by RNA polymerase II. Gene Ontology annotation, cellular component: nucleus.
CCUGCGAUCUCCGGGCAGCUUUGAGAAUUGUAGGAGUGACUUUUGGAGAUGGAGAUGGAGGAUUUGAAAACUUCGAACCGAUUGUUCCGCAAGUCUUCAUUCAGCAUCAGCAGCCUGCUGUGGAGACGAGAGGAGGUGAUGGGUGAACAGGAAUCUGCGUCUCCGUCCCAGAAACUGCGCUCCGCUCUCCCCGAGAAACCCGGUCAAGAGGAAAACUUUGACAAAGAGAAGAACUGCGAAAAUUCAAAACAGUGCACCAAAGUAGACGCUAAACCGAUGGCUGCGAAUGGAAAACGAGAAGGAAAUAAAGGGGAUUCAAAGAAAACCGGAGGAGCAGAAGAAAGCGUUAAACCCGAGAAACCUCCUUUUAGUUACAACGCGCUCAUCAUGAUGGCGAUCCGCCAGAGCCCGGAACGACGGCUCACACUCAACGGCAUCUAUGAGUUUAUCAUGGACAACUUUCCGUACUACCGACAGAACAGGCAAGGCUGGCAAAACUCCAUCAGGCACAAUCUGAGUCUGAACAAGUGUUUUGUGAAAGUGCCGCGCCACUAUGAUGACCCGGGAAAAGGCAACUACUGGAUGCUGGACCCCUGCAGUGAGGAUGUCUUCAUAGGCGGCACGUCUGGGAAACUCCGGCGCAGAGCAGCAGCUGGAUCCAGGAACAAACUCGGUCUCAAGAGGGGAGGAGGUCGCCUGAUGUCCUCCGGCACUGCGACCAGUGUUACUUUGGCUGCAGCGAGUUCGUUUUACUGGCCGGUGCCGCCGUUCCUACCUCUCCAAACACCGGUGCGCACCCACCUGGGCGCAGGGACUUAUCUGAACGGUCACCCCCGCUUCCCCAACCACUCCUUGGUUUCACAACGGGCCCGGCUGAGCGCGAGUGCCGCAGAGGCCGACCGGUUCGUGCAGACGCACCAGGAGAUGUCUUACAUUGGAGUGAGUUGCGCACAAUCCCGUCGCCACCAGAUUGGCACAGCCUGCACCGCCUUCUCCACAUCCAUCCCUGCGUGCACGCUGCCGCUGUCGGACCCAUGCUCUUUUAACAUGAUCUCCGGACAAGCCAGCUACUUUUACUCCCACCAGAUACCAUGUGCCGCCACGUUUAGUCCGUGCCAAGAGGAGUGCGCCGCUUCCAAGACGUCUCCAGGACAGUUUUUAUCCAAGAACGCUCACUCAGACCUCGGUGGUUGCUGUAGUGACUUUGCAAAUUAUUGCCCUCAAGUCAGUUCAAGCCCUCCUUCGUCUUGGAAUAUAGAAAAAUAGAGUCAUAAUACCAACAUUGCUGUAGAAUUUAGAUGGAAAAUAAGGCCAAAGGCCAAAGCGUCCUGCUCACCCACAAAAUGGACUUUCUGGUAGAUGAAAAAUGCAACAGCCUACUGGUCAACGAUUUCUUUGCUUUUACCAUGGAAGAUAUCUGAAUUAAAAUGGGCAUUGUUACCAGAUUUGUAUUAUUUCAUCAAAACACCUGAUGUCCAGUUGGUGUUAAAUCAGUUUAAAAAUAACUGACGGAUAAACUAAACGUGCCUCAUACACUAAGAAAGUGUUAACCUGCUACACAUUUCCAAAAUUGUGCAAAAAAACUGCACAUUUUAAAAUCACACCCAGUGUAACCAGGGUUUUAAAAAUUGUAAUAUUGGCCUUAUGGUUUGUAUCUGCUAGUUGAAACUAUAUUCUUCUUUUUAGAACAAUGUUCAUGUUACAUUUUCUCAUUAUUUUCCAAAUAUGCACUCAUUAGUAUCGAAAAAUGAAGUGAUGUUUGCGCGCAUGUCACCAUUUUAGGCCUACUGCCAGGGACUGAAAUUAAAAUGCAAAAUGCAAAAGAGAGAAACUUUAAAAAUGAAAUAAAAUAAAAAUGAAAUUAUGACCUAACUGCCUGAAGUCAUUCAUUUUAGCCAGCAUGUGAACUAACACC